Messenger RNA from Cebus imitator (Panamanian white-faced capuchin), 838 nucleotides. RefSeq names its product amelogenin Y-linked (gene AMELY). The transcript has 6 exons. Lineage: Eukaryota; Metazoa; Chordata; Mammalia; Primates; Cebidae. The record is from RefSeq and is a predicted model, not a curated record. Bases 113 to 691 code for a protein of 192 amino acids. Gene Ontology annotation, biological process: multicellular organism development.
AUACCCUGAAUGAUAUAAAUUGAGUUCAUAGUUAAAGAAAAUCUAGAGGAUCAAGCCUUCCUGUGUUGCACAAAGAAAGUUUCUCUGAAUAUAUUGAAAGAACCAUUAAGAAAUGGGGACCUGGAUUUUGUUUGCCUGCCUUGUGGGAGCAGCUUUUGCCAUGCCUCUACCACCUCAUCCUGGGCACCCUGGUUAUAUCAACUUCAGCUAUGAGGUGCUCACGCCUUUGAAGUGGUACCAGAGCAUGAUAAGGCCACCAUAUCCUUCCUAUGGUUACGAGCCCAUGGGUGGAUGGCUGCACCACCAACUCAUCCCUGUGCUGUCCCAACAGCACCCCCCGACUCACACCCUGCAGCCUCAUCACCACAUCCCAGUGGUGCCAGCUCAGCAGCCUCUGGUCCCCCAGCAACCAAUGAUGCCCGUUCCUGGCCAACACUCCAUGAUUCCAACCCAUCACCACCAGCCAAAUUUCCCUCCGCCCGCCCAGCAGCCCUUCCAGCCCCAGACUGUUCAGCCACAGCCUCACCAGCCCAUGCAGCCCCAGCCACCUGUGCACCCCAUGCAGCCCCUGCCGCCACAGCCACCUCUGCCUCCGAUGUUCCCCAUGCAGCCCCUGCCUCCCAUGCUUCCUGAUCUGCCUCUGGAAGCUUGGCCAUCAACAGACAAGACCAAGCGGGAAGAAGUGGAUUAAAAGAUCAGAAUAUGAGAGGGGAACUGAAGUAAACACUUCAGUUGCUUUUACUAAUGACACAAGCACACAAUGAUUUUUGCUUAAUCACUUUACUUAGCAAAUUCUGUAACUAAAAAAAGUAUCAUUAGCAGACAAUAAAAUGUUUUA